CAUUCUAAGUGAAGAGAUAAAAGAUAUCCCGGGAUUACCAUAUUGGUAGUAAAAUGCAUGCCUCCAAACAUGUUUGCUGAUCAGUUCUGAAGUGGAGGAAUUAAAUCUAGAAGUUUUUUUUUAACAGACCAGGUAAAAUAUUUACAGAACUUACAGUGUAGACUGUGAUGAGAUUCAGUGGUCGUAAUGGCAGAUAAUUGCCGGAUGCACCCGCCGCGGAAUAUGGAGUUUGAAUCUGAGGACUUGAAACAGAAAGCAGAAAAUGAAUUUCUAAUCAAAAUAGGAGCAAAGGAAGAGGAGUUUGACUGGCACCCAGAUAUCCUGUACAGAAGACCAGAACGUCCCAGGUCCAGCAUUAGUCUGGAUUAUCCCCUAGAUCUCAAAUUAGGUAGACCCAAAACGGCAGGGACCAUUCAAAACAGAAACCCUUGGGCGUGUAAUAAUCAGGCACUGAGACAAAUGACUCUGGUGUCUCGCCAUGGUCCACGUCAUAGGUUUCUGAACAAAGCCCAGUUCUCCACUACUUAUGUGACCUACGUCCCUAUCAGGAUUUAAGGAGGAUUUUAUUAGAAUAAGUUAUGCUAGUCGCAUCCUUACAUUUUGUUUCGAGAUACAUUGGCAACCAGUGUGACAAAACGAUAUGUUUCGCCUGAAUGUUUUGAAAAUUAAGUUAUUGCAUAACUUCUAAAAGACAGGCUA
Messenger RNA from Saccostrea cuccullata (small rock oyster), 699 nucleotides. RefSeq lists its product as uncharacterized. The record is from RefSeq and is a predicted model, not a curated record. The transcript is spliced from 4 exons. NCBI's taxonomy places the organism in Eukaryota, Metazoa, Mollusca, Bivalvia, Ostreida, Ostreidae. The coding region runs from base 187 to 555 and encodes 122 amino acids.